AUGGCUACAUCUCACCUCACCGAGCAAUCUGAGCGAAAAGUCUUUCUGGAACUCCAAGAUGGUGAUGUGUAUGAGGGAUUCAGCUUCGGUGCUGACAAAAGUGUAUCUGGAGAGCUCGUUUUUCAGACAGGCAUGGUCGGCUACCCUGAAUCAGUUACAGAUCCCUCAUAUAGAGGCAACUAUGGCGUACCAGCUCGCGACGCUAUGGACGAAGUGCUGAAAGACCUACCAAAGUACUUUGAAUCUGAGGAGAUCCAUGUAGCAGGGUUAAUUAUUGCUACCUACGCAGGAGAGCAGUAUUCUCAUCAUCUUGCAAAGUCAUCUCUUGGCCAAUGGCUAAAGGAACAGGGUGUGCCUGCAAUGUAUGGGGUGGAUACUCGAGCUCUGACCAAGGUCAUCAGAGAAGAGGGAGCUAUGCUCGGCCGGAUGUUGAUUGCUCGAUCCACUACAGACGACUCAACAGGACAUGCAGCAGUGACGAAUGGUGUGAACGGCAUCAACGGUCUCAACGGAUUGGGUCCUCGUCAUUGGCGAGAUGAUGUGCAGGAGGCGCCCUGGCAAGAUCAAAACAAGAAGAAUCUGGUCGCAGAAGUGUCAAUCAAACAACCAAAAUUGUACAAACCAGAUGCGAGCACAGCCCUAUUUCAUCCAUCGGGUCGUCCGGUUCGUGUGGUUGUGGUAGAUGUAGGUAUGAAAUUCAACCAGCUAAGAUGCUUCUUACGACGUGGAGUCGAAGCUCUGGUAGUGCCUUGGGACUACAACUUCCCAGCUCUUGCUGGCAAAGAUUAUGACGGCUUGUUCAUUUCUAACGGUCCCGGCGAUCCAGCCAUGAUGACUGAUACAGUCAACCAUAUUGCAGAGGCAAUGAAAGAGGGCAGAACACCUGUCUUUGGCAUUUGCUUAGGCCACCAACUCUUAGCAAGAGCUGCUGGUGCUGGCACCCUAAAAAUGAAAUUUGGCAACCGUGGUGCAAACAUUCCCUGCACAAACCUGCUGUCAGGACGGUGUUACAUCACUUCGCAGAAUCAUGGUUUCGCUGUCGACUCAAUGACUCUACCACAAGGAUGGGAGGAACUAUUUGUGAACGCCAACGAUGGUAGCAACGAAGGCAUUCGCCAUAUAUCAAGACCCUACUUCAGUGUACAAUUUCAUCCUGAAAGUACACCUGGUCCACGAGACACAGAAUUUUUGUUUGAUGUCUUUAUUGACGCCAUCAUGAAAUCGCUCCGAUCGGUCAAUGCCUUGCUUGAGCCUGUGUCUUUCCCAGGUGGAACAGCCGAGCAAAACGAGAAGGCCCACCCAAGAGUCAGUGUCAAAAAAGUGCUCGUUUUGGGCAGUGGUGGUUUGAGCAUUGGUCAGGCCGGCGAGUUCGAUUACUCUGGCAGUCAGGCCAUCAAGGCGCUGAAGCAAGAAGGCAUCUACACUGUCUUGAUUAAUCCAAACAUUGCGACAAUUCAAACCUCGAAAGGUCUUGCUGACAAGGUUUACUUUCUGCCAGUCAAUGCCGAAUUCGUAAGGAAGGUCAUCAAACAUGAACGACCAGAUGCCAUUUACUGCACCUUUGGUGGUCAGACUGCUUUACAAGUUGGAAUACAGCUCAAGGAUGAGUUUGAAGAGUUAGGUGUCAAAGUGCUCGGUACUCCAAUAGAAACGAUCAUCACCACAGAAGAUCGUGAAUUAUUCGCACGCAGCAUGGAAUCUAUUGGUGAGAAGUGUGCCAAGUCCGCUUCAGCCUUGAACCUAGAGGAAGCUCUCCAUGUGGUCAAAGACAUUGGCUUUCCAGUCAUCGUUCGAGCUGCGUAUGCUCUAGGUGGACUUGGUAGCGGGUUCGCUAAUAAUGAGGAUGAGCUGCGAGCACUUUGUAGCAAAGCAUUUGCUGCCAGUCCACAAGUUCUAAUCGAACGCAGCAUGAAGGGCUGGAAGGAGAUCGAGUACGAGGUUGUUAGAGAUGCACGCGACAAUUGUGUUACGGUCUGUAACAUGGAGAACUUUGACCCUCUGGGCAUCCAUACUGGUGAUUCUAUCGUUGUGGCACCCUCACAGACUCUCUCUGACGAAGACUACAACAUGCUACGUACCACCGCUGUCAAUGUGAUCAGACAUCUAGGCGUUGUUGGUGAGUGCAACAUCCAAUAUGCCCUGAACCCUUUCUCGAAAGAAUACUGCAUCAUCGAAGUCAACGCUCGUCUGUCUAGGUCUUCGGCAUUGGCAUCGAAAGCAACUGGUUAUCCUCUCGCCUUUAUUGCGGCCAAGCUUGGUCUAGGUAUUCCUCUGAACGAGAUAUCUAAUUCAGUGACGAAAAAGACAGUGGCUUGUUUCGAGCCAUCACUUGACUAUGUCGUUGUGAAGAUUCCGAGAUGGGAUCUCAAGAAGUUUACACGAGUGUCCACGCAGCUUGGCUCCUCUAUGAAGAGUGUCGGCGAGGUUAUGGCGAUUGGCAGAACUUUCGAAGAGGCUAUUCAGAAAGCCAUCCGCUCCGUGGACUUUCACAAUUUAGGAUUUUCUGAGAAUCCUAAUCCCCUUAUGUCCAUUGAUGAUGAGCUUCAAACACCAUCUGAUCAACGUAUGUUUGCAAUCGCGAAUGCCAUGCAUGCUGGCUAUUCUGUGGACAAAAUCUGGGAGAUGACUCAGAUUGACAAGUGGUUCCUCUACCGGCUGAAAGGUCUCAGUGAUUUUGCUAAAUAUAUGUCCAAAUACAGUCUUGGAUCAGUCACACCGACAUUGCUCAAGCAAGCGAAACAACUCGGCUUCUCAGACCGCCAGCUGGCAAGAUAUUGGAACUCGAACGAGCUUGCCGUACGUCGUCUGAGGGUUGAAAACGGUGUUCAACCUGUGGUCAAGCAGAUAGAUACGGUUGCGGCAGAAUUUCCAGCUUACACCAACUACCUGUACCUGACCUACAACGGUUCGGAAAGUGACGUCGACUUCACGGAUAAGGGUAUUAUGGUUCUAGGCUCAGGAGUGUAUCGUAUCGGUUCCUCUGUGGAGUUUGACUGGUGCUCAGUAAGAGCGAUUCGCACAUUGAGGCAGCAAGGAUACAAGACGGUCAUGGUGAACUACAAUCCUGAGACUGUAAGUACAGAUUAUGAUGAGGCCGACCGCCUCUACUUCGAGAACAUCAACCUCGAGACAGUUCUUGACGUGUAUCAAUUGGAAUCGUCCAGUGGUGUCAUCAUCUCCAUGGGUGGGCAGACACCAAACAAUAUUGCACUGCCACUGCACAGACUGAACGUGAAGAUCCUGGGAACUUCUCCGGAGAUGAUUGAUAACGCCGAGAACCGUUGGAAAUUUUCUCGAAUGCUUGAUCGAAUAGGUGUUGAUCAACCGGAAUGGAAAGAACUCAGUAGUAUCGAAGAAGCGCUCGCGUUCUGCGAAAGAGUCAAAUAUCCUGUGCUCGUAAGACCUUCUUACGUGCUUUCUGGAGCCGCGAUGAAUACGGUCUACUCGAAAGCUGACCUGGCUAACUUCCUGAAUCAAGCAGUAGAGGUCUCGAGAGAACACCCUGUGGUCAUCACCAAGUACAUCGAAGAUGCAAAGGAAAUUGAGAUGGAUGCUGUUGCCAAAGAUGGUGUCAUGGUAGGGCAUUUCAUCUCCGAGCAUGUUGAAAAUGCUGGGGUUCACUCAGGAGACGCUACCCUGAUCUGUCCACCACAAGAUCUCGAAGACGAAACAAUCGCCAAGAUUGAAGAGGCAACUCGCAAGAUUGGAGAUGCUCUGAACGUGACAGGUCCUUACAACAUCCAAUUCAUUGCCAAGGAAAAUGCCAUCAAGGUCAUUGAGUGCAAUGUUCGAGCUUCGCGGUCGACUCCGUUUGUAUCUAAAGUCAUGGGGCUGGACUUGAUUGAGAUGGCAACGAAAGUAAUCAUGGACAAGCCAGUCGAACCUUACCCUAAACUCAAUAUUCCCAAAGACUAUGUCGGCGUCAAAGCUCCCCAAUUCUCGUUCUCACGCCUGUCAGGCGCUGAUCCGGUAUUGGGUGUCGAGAUGGCUUCGACUGGCGAAGUGGCAUCCUUCGGCAAGGACAGAUGGGAGGCUUAUUUGAAGGCCACAAUCUCGACCGGCUUCAAGCUCCCGCGAAAGAAUAUUCUGCUAUCCAUUGGAUCUUUCAAGGACAAGAUGGAAAUGUUACCUUCGGUCCAGAAACUCGACCAACUCGGCUUCAACCUCUUUGCCACCGCUGGCACUGCAGACUUCCUGGAGGAGCAUGGUGUGAAGGCCAAGUUUUUGGAAGUGCUUGGCCGUGACGAUAAGGACCAGCGCUCAGAAUACUCGUUGACACAGCAUUUGGCAAACAACAUGAUCGACCUCUAUAUCAACCUCCCUUCUGCAAACAAGUUCAGACGACCAGCGACCUAUAUGAGUAAGGGCUAUCGAACUCGAAGAAUGGCCGUGGAUUACCAAACUCCUUUGAUCACGAACGUAAAAAUCGCCAAGAUCCUGGUCGAGGCUAUAGCACGACACUAUGAUCUGAAAAUUCGGAACAUUGACUUCCAGACAAGUCAUAGAACGAUUGCUUUGCCAGGCAUGAUCAAUAUUGGGGCUUUCAUACCUGGUGUUGCACAAAGAGGUUCGCAUGACUUCAAAUUAGUUACCAAAGCGUCCAUUGCAGCAGGCUUCAGUAUGAUUCGAGUUAUGCCAAUAGGAUUUGAGACAGCUAUUACCGAUGCUAGAACGCUGAAGAUGGCACAACUUAACUGCGAGCGAGGAGCCUACUGUGACUUCAAUUUCUCGGUGACUGCAACACUGGACAAUUCAGAACAGAUUAAGAAUGUCAUUGACGAGGUUGGUGCGAUGUAUCUGCCUUUCAACUCCUUAUCUGGCAAUAUCAACAAGGUGGCUUUGGUAACCUCUCACUUUGCAGUGUGGCCUGAAGAAAAGGCUAUUGUCACAGAUGCAAAAACAACUGAUCUGGCUUCGGUCCUGUUGCUCGCUAGUCUGCACGGGAGAAAAGUGCACGUAACAUCAGUCACAUCCAAGGACGACAUCAACAUCAUUGCUUUAGCCAAAGAAAAAGGCUUGAAAGUCACCUGCGAUGUGGCGGUUUACAGCCUCUUUUUGUCUCAAGCUGAUUAUCCAGAUUGUUCAGCACUGCCCACACUAGAAGACCAGGAAGCAUUGUGGGCCCAGAUGAACGCCAUCGAUGCUUUCUCAACUGGCAGCAUUCCUUACCAGAUUGCCGGAAGUGAGGCUGUCCCAACUGUGGGUAUUGCAGACGCUCUACCCUUGCUAUUCACUGCCGUGGCAGACAGCAGGCUUACAAUUGAGGAUGUGACUCAACGUCUAUACGACAAUCCCAAGAAGAUCUUCGAACUUCACGAGCAACAUGCCACACAAAUCGAAGUGGAUAUUGAUCGGCCAUAUGUACUACAAGCUGGAAGUGUCUGGUCACCUUUCGUUGGCAGGACAUUGAAGGGUACUGUCUCAAGGGUCACAUUCACUGGCAGAACUGCUUGUCUCGACGGUGAACCUACACUAGAGAGUCCACGAGGCUCUGAUAUGUCGUCACAUGUGUUACAUCCACAGUCCCCCUUAGCUCUGAAAGCAGUGCAGUCGCCUAUUAUUCGAGCACAAGAAAGUCCUUUCGGACGACGUGGUACCCUUGCCGAUCUGUCAACGUCGCGCAGAUUCUCAACCACUCAAAGACUUCGACCACAACCUCUGGCUACCCCUGCACGUGAUCUUGAUGAAACACCAGAUACACCCGUCAUUCCGCAACAAUCAGCACUCUUGUAUCAGCCACAAGCAGUGACAGAUGUUUCACCAUCGUUGAUGUCUUUGCUGGCGAGCUCGCCGUUCAAGAACAAGCAUAUCCUGUCGGUGUCACAGUUCGACCGCAAAGCCCUUCAUCUGCUUUUCACGGUUGCUCAAGAGAUGCGUCUUGGUGUACAACGCAGUGGUAUUGUGCCUAUUCUGUCAAACCGCGUGCUCUGCACCAUGUUCUAUGAGCCGUCAACCAGAACAUCUGCCUCGUUCGACGCAGCCAUGCAACGUCUUGGAGGUCGAGUGAUCGUGAUCAACACAGAGCAUUCGUCUACCAAGAAGGGAGAAACUCUUCAGGACACGGUUCGUACACUUGGUUGUUAUGGAGACGUGGUUGUGCUGCGACAUCCUAGUGAUGAUAGCGCAUCAGUAGCAGCCAAGUACUCUACGGUGCCAAUCAUCAAUGGUGGAAACGGAGCUCGAGAGCACCCCACGCAGGCGUUCCUAGACCUUUUCACAAUACGUGAGGAAUUGGGUACUGUGACGGGAUUGACUGUAACAUUCACAGGUGACCUCAAGUAUGGUCGCACUGUGCACUCACUGGUCAAGCUUCUUCAGUACUAUGAUGUGAGAAUCAACCUUGUCUCACACUCAGCGCUAGCACUACCAGAAGAGGUCCUCAAGGACGUAAACUCUCCCAUCACGAUUUCCGAGUCCCUGACACCGGAAAUUGUUUCACGUACCGACGUGCUCUACUGCACACGCGUUCAACGCGAACGCUUCCCCAGCGAGGCGGAGUACGAAAGAUUGAAAGAUAGUCUGAUCGUGGAUAAUGCACUUCUCAGUCAUGCCAAACGAAAUAUGAUUGUAAUGCAUCCACUACCGCGGAAUGCCGAGAUCAGCGAGGAAGUGGACUUCGAUCAGCGAGCGGCGUAUUUCAGACAGAUGAAGCAUGGACUGUUCACUAGGAUGGCUCUGUUGGCGCUUGUGCUUGCUCCCUAG
Molecule: messenger RNA, 6702 nt
Organism: Lithohypha guttulata
Lineage: Eukaryota; Fungi; Ascomycota; Eurotiomycetes; Chaetothyriales; Trichomeriaceae
Gene: URA2
Product: Carbamoyl-phosphate synthase
Exons: 2
Coding region: 1-6702 (2233 amino acids)
Biological process (GO): UTP biosynthetic process; L-citrulline biosynthetic process; 'de novo' pyrimidine nucleobase biosynthetic process
Cellular component (GO): cytoplasm; cytosol
Molecular function (GO): carbamoyl-phosphate synthase (glutamine-hydrolyzing) activity; amino acid binding; ATP binding
Source: RefSeq, a predicted model, not a curated record